Macrosteles quadrilineatus (aster leafhopper) is the source of this 8538-nucleotide messenger RNA. It is a transcript of the gene jbug, whose product is annotated as filamin-C. The record is from RefSeq and is a predicted model, not a curated record. Lineage: Eukaryota; Metazoa; Arthropoda; Insecta; Hemiptera; Cicadellidae. Gene Ontology annotation, biological process: actin cytoskeleton organization. The transcript has 50 exons. Bases 82 to 8448 code for a protein of 2788 amino acids. Gene Ontology annotation, molecular function: actin filament binding.
CAUAACAACGGAGAGUAGAGUAGUGAGUAGUGAGCGGACAGCGGAGACGAUGUGUUUAGUUUGUGCAGUUUGAAAACAGAAAUGGCUGUGACCGGCGAGCAGAUGAGAAUUUCGCAAAUCGGGCUUGUCGCCCGUAGCCCAGAGGGACAUGCAGCUAAAGGUAUGGCUAUAAAAGGACACGAAGACCUCUGGGUUGAAAUACAAGCAAACACUUUUCGCAAUUGGGUAAAUGAACACUUGCGAAGUGUCGGUAUGGAAGUGCGCGAUUUAGCCAGCGAUUUUUGUGAUGGUACUCGGCUUUGUGCUCUAGUUGAGGUGCUUCAGAAACGAAAAUUACGUCCAAGUUGGAUAAAAAAGCCGGCAAACCAACAUCAGUACCUGGAAAAUGUGACGGCAGCACUCACAGCUGUUGGAGAGGACGGGAUAAAACUUGUCAACAUUGGUAACGUGGACAUAGUAAACGGCAAUCUGAAGCUGAUCCUUGGAUUGAUCUGGUCGCUCAUUGUCCGCUACCAGAUCGGACGGUCCAAGUUCCCUCCACGGAAACUCAUGUUGGCUUGGCUUAAGGCUGUGCUACCAGAAUGCAGAGUUACCAACUUCACCACAGACUGGAACUCGGGUAUAUUCCUGAGUGCUCUGUUGGAUUACUGCGAGCCUGGCUUGUUUUCUCACUGGAGACAUCUGGACCCCAGUGAUAGCGUUCGUAACUGCCGCACAGCCAUGGAGCUGGCCCGCGCUCAGUUUGGAGUUCCCAUGGUGUUGGAACCGGAGUACCUCGCGUCGCCCUUCCUUGACGAGUUGUCUGGUAUGACCUACCUGUCGUACUUCAUGAAGGAGAACAGUCCCGGCUUCCGAGCGACUCUUCGCUGGGUCAACUCACAACUUAAGGAGAAACAUGUCUCCAACUUCACUAGGGACUGGAACGACGGCAGUGUUCUGUGUGACCUCGUGUCUUCCCUAGGAGCUCCGGCUAGAUAUCAGCACAGCAACGACCCGACCGUCUGGGAGUCCAACUUGAACAAUGGCAUUACCUCCGGUCGUAAGCUCGGUGUGGAGCCACUGCUACGGGCCAAGGACAUGGUGGACAGCAACGUUGAACAUCUCGGUGUGAUGGCGUACGCGGCGCACUUCCAGUGGAUCCCUCCUCGCACGGCACCCUCUCUCACUGUGGCGGCCGGCUGCGAUACUCACACUACCAGGAUACACACACCGACCCACUUCAAGAUAGAAUUCCUGAGUGACGAAAUUGACAGUCGCAACAUCACUGUCGAAGUCGUUGGUCCUGAGCAACAGAGAGUUGACUGUCGAUUGUCAUUCGACAGUAUCAGUGGCAAAGGAACAUUCAUUCCAACACAUGUUGGCAUGCACCAGAUUGUGGUGUACAAUGAAGGAGAUGUGGUCAAGGGAUGUCCUUUCCACAUCCGAGCCAUGCCUGAGUUGACCAACAUCCACUACUCGGGCUCUGGUAUGGAGCCUUGCGCCAUCGGCUCCAUCGUCGAGGUCCUGGUGAACUCCAACGGAGCACGCAGUGGCCACAUAGAGGUGAUUGCCACGUCACCCACUGGUCGUCGGUUGGACUGUCCGGUCAACGAGCGCAACGGAGUGUACACGGCGACGUUCCAGCCAGACGAGGCGGGGGAGUGGAGCAUAGCAGUGCGUCAUAGUGGCGAGCUCAUACAAGGCGGACCCUUCACCUGCCACGUGUAUGACCCUAACGGCAUCAAGCUGAUUGGUCUAGAGACACCAGCUAUUCCUGAGAGCAUAUUUGACUUCACUCUCGACGCCAGAGCCACUGGAGGUUUGGGGAAGAUUAUUGUUGACAUUGUUAAUGAGAGACACUCAUUGCCGCACACAAUAGAACCCAUUGGAGAAAACCUGUAUAAUGUGUCACUUCACACCACCCGUCCAGGGAAAUAUCGAAUCUACGUGUACUUCAACGGAGCUCAUGUCAAGGGCAGUCCAUUUGCCUUGAGGGUUGGAACUAGAGAACAGAUGAAGAUGGAGCGUUACAAUUCAUCUGCGUCAAAGAACUCGUACAACUCCUCAAAUCAUGAGAGCAGCAGGUACUCUGCAUUCAACAGAGUCAACUCGUCCACAAUACACCAAGUCAGUUCACCAGUCAACUCUCACAGCUCAAGUCCGUUUGGGUUUCGAGGCACCAGUCCGUUAGCUUCCCCACUUCGAUCCCCGGUUGAAAAGUCCUCACCAAACUUCAGAACUACAACAUCAUCCUUUGAGAAGACUUCUUCAUCUGCAUUCAGAGUAAAUAGUUCUCCUGUAGAGAAGAUUUCACCAGGGUUUAGAGUGAACAGUUCACCUAUUGAAAAGACCUCGUCGACAUUUCGGAUUAAUAGUUCGCCAGUGAAUGGAUUACGAUCCCCACUCCACUCUCCGGGGUUUCGGAACUCUCCGAGCCCUUUGGGGAGUCCAGGUUCAAGGAAUAGUCCCAGUCAGUUCAACAGUACCACUGUCGAUACCUCCUCCAAUGUUAGAGUCUCAGCUAUGUUGUCAAGCUUGAACCAACAACGCAGGGAUUCAUGGGACGCCCUCAACAAAACACAAAACAACCACAAUGAAGUUGAUUUGAAGGUGACAGGUGAUGCUCUACAACUGUUGCCACUACACAGAGCGUCAACUCUAUAUGUACACAGUGAUGCCCCUCUGUCUCAGAUCAUAGUCACAGUUACUGCUCCGUCAAAGCAGCAGUUGCCAGUAAAGAUGACCAGGUCGUCCAGUCAGCAAGCUGUGGCUUACUUCACGGUCACGGAGGUGGGAGAGCACGCCAUUGACGUCAAGGUGAAGGACCAGAGAGUCAUCGGAGCUCCCUUCAGGAGCCAUGCCUAUGACGCUUGUGCCAUAAAAGUCGGAAGGAUUCCUAACGGAGUUGUGGGACAGCCUGUGGAGUUUGAAAUUGACGGGUCAGGAGCUGGCUCAGGUAAUCUGGAGAUUCUGGUCAACGGAGGUCAUGUGACCAGCUUUGUACGUAACCUCGGCAGUCAGAGGUUCUUGGCGUCGUUUGUACCCCACGAGGCCCUUAGUCAUCUGGUGGAGAUGAAGUUCAACGGAGAGGCCGUACCUGGCAGCCCGUGGCACGUGGCAGUCAUGUCAGGGUCCCUGGGUGGCGGAUCACCUAAGAUGUCCGUCAUCGGGGAGGCAGUCAGACUAGUCCCGGUGGACCAGGUCGCAUCCUUUCAAAUCAGUGCUCUCGGCUUCCUCAGGGAAGAUGUGCACGCCAAUGUCAUCAGUCCCAGCAAGCGGGCAGUACCUUCCACUGUGGUGACAGAGCCUGGGGGGAUCUACCGUGUUGAGUUCACCCCGGCGGAGGUGGGCAGUCACCUGGUGGAGGUGAUGGUGGCGGGCGAGAAGCUCCCUGCGGGGCCACUACUGGCCAAAGUCUACAACUCUGCUCUCAUCCGUGUCACUGAUGUAGCUAGCGGAGUCGUCGGUCAACCUUGCCAAUUCAGAGUGGAUGCCAGCCAAGCAGGAGAAGGACAGCUGGAGAUCUCCAUCAACGAGGGGGAGGUGCCUAACCAUGUGACGGUGGUGGGGGGUGGCCGAUGUCUUGUCAGCUUCACCCCUGAACACACCAAGCCACAUCUCAUUGACAUCAAGUUCAACGGGGAAACUGUCACUGGUUGUCCAUUUGUAUGCAGCGUGUCAGACACAAGCCGAGUGUCAGUGAAUCUCAGCAGUCUGGAGCUGAUCCCAGUCAACCAGGUGGCCAGGUUCCACAUGACUGUAGAUAGCAGCGGCUCUGCUGAACUGGCCGUGGCCAUCACCGGGCCAUCUUGUGAACUGCCCGUCAAGGUAACUGGUAAUGUGCACAGUGGGUUCACGGCAGAGUUCACACCACGAGAGGUUGGUCCACACUCCAUUUCUGUGGAGUACAACGGCCAUCCUGUCUCAGGAACUCCGUUCAUCGCCAAGGCGUAUGAUGCCAAGAAGGUGUACGUUGGACCUCUGCCACAAGGACAUGUGGGGAAACCCCUUCAGUUCACUGUGGAUGCCAGUCAGGCAGGAGAAGGUAACCUGGAGAUCACCAUCAGUGCUCAGGGGGUGAACAUCCCCACACAGGUCCAUCCUCAGGGUAAUGCUAAGUUUGCCGUCAGCUUUGUACCCAUCGAACCCGUCGAUCAUGUCAUCAGCAUAUACUUCAACAAGGAGGCCGUGCCAGGGUCGCUGUUCAUAGCCCCCGUUGUGGGGGACUUCCCAUUGGUCACCGGCUCCUCCUUGUCACAUGCCCCGCUGGGCCAAGAUUCUUAUUUCACAAUGAGCAAUGUAGCCGGAAGUUUGGAUGACAUCGAGGUCAACGUUGAGGGACCCAGUGGACAGUCAGUGCCUGCGCAAGUGAAGGACGCAGGCAACCAAACAUUUAAAGUGGAGUUCUGUCCGAGAGUAGUCGGAGAACACAAGAUCGCUGUAAACUACCGACAAGUCGCUGUCGCCGGAUCCCCCUUCAGUUGCAAAGUUUACGACGUCAACGCCAUCAAAGUCAAAGCCGUGUCAAGAGGGACGGUUGGUCAACCUGUUACCUUCCUAGUUGAGACCAGCCAGGCAGGUCCUGGUAACCUGGAGGUGACAGUCAACGGAGGACGAGUGGCCACAUCGGCCCAGGCGCAAGGUCCUCACACCUACGCCAUCUCCUUCACACCACGCCAAGCCACCGCACACACCGUCGACUUGCGCUUCAAUGGAAGGGAUGUUCCAGGAAGUCCGUUCUCUUGUGUGGUGUCAGAAGCCGCUCGUAUUGUCCUGUCUGGGGAAGACAAGGUGUCCGUUGACAAACCAGCCACAUUCAUCGUGGAGUGUGAGCCUUCCAUGGACCCUCCUCAGGUCCAGGUAUUGUCUCCAUCUCGACAACUUGUGCCUGUAACUGUCAAGCCUACGGACGUUCCUGGAAGGUUCUCUUGUUCUCUCACUGCGAAAGAUGUUGGAGACCACAGUGUGGAGGUGAAGCUAGCAGGUGGACAUGUGGAAGGUUCUCCAUUCCUCAUCAAGGCUUACGAUGCCACCAAGGUCAAGGUCACAGAUAUCAGCUCCGGCACUGUGGGCAAACCUGUCUACUUCAGCAUCAACGCCAGUCAAGCAGGUGCUGGCAAUCUGGAGAUUAUUGUCUCUGUCAACGGCUGCAAUGUACCCAACUAUGUUCAGAGUGAGGGCAACGCAAAGUUCCGUGUCAAUUUCAAACCCAGAGAAGCAGCUCCGCACAGUCUCAGCGUUAGAUUCAACGGAGAGCCUAUACCUGGGUCCCCUUUCACAUGCCGGGUGCUGGAGCCGGGUCAGAUCACAGUGAGUGGCCCGGGGGUCAAGAUGAGUGCCGCGGGUCGACCGGCCGCUGUGUACGUUGACGGUGCUACCACCUGUGACGUCACCGUCACCUCACCCUCCAACCGUAGACUACCUGUCAAGCUCGACCACUCCGACAACCGACACACUGUGGAGUUUACUCCUGUGGAAGUUGGUCGUCACCUGGUCGCUGUGGAAGCAGACGGACAGACAGUCAAGGGCAGUCCCUUCCCUUGUAAUGUCUACAACGUAAAUAACAUCAAAGUCACUGGCCUAGGACCUGCUAAGGUUGGCAAGCCUGUGACAUUCAGUGUGGAUGCCAUGGAAGCUGGUGAAGGAACACUGGAGCUGGUCAUCAGCACACAACAGUCUACAGUGAAGGCGGAGGUGGUAGCGUGCUCCAGAGGUCUCUACGAUGUCACCUUCGUACCCCAUCAGCUAGCUCCUCACUUUGUUAACAUCACGUUCAACGAUGAGGAUGUGCCAGGCAGUCCAUACCGGUGUGAGGUAGUACAGCUACCCAGCAAGAAGGCAACAGCCACAGCUAGAGGGGAGGGUCUCAACCAGGUGGUGCUAGGGACUGCUGCUUACUUUGAGAUCAACCCUCACUCCUCCGAUCACGGCACGCUUGACGCUCAAGUCAUUGGUCCAGACGGGUCUCGUGUGCCUGUUGCCAUAGAGCGGCUAGAGACUGGUAUCUUCAGAGCCAAGUAUCGCCCCACCAUCGUCGGCACUCACAGUGUCACUGUCACUCAGCGUAAACAGCCAAUCACCAAGCAGCCGUUCACAGUACAGGUCUUUGACCCACUACAGGUCAAACUGACUGACCUCAGCGAAGCUUUCUGUCAUCGUGCUGCCACCUUCAAAGUGGACACGAGAGGAGCCGGGUCGGGGGCUUUGUCCGUCAGUAUCAGAGCUGCUGGGGCAGAGAUAAAACACACACUGAGGGAGCUGGAGACCCCGGGACUGUAUCAGGUCGUCUACCAUCCACAACUAGCCAUACCACACAAGAUACAUGUCAAGUACAACAGCAUGAACAUUGGAGGUUGUCCGAUGGAGGUGGCAGUGUCAGACCCAGCGGUGGGCCGAGACGUUUGCGCCACAGGCCUAGGACUGUACCAGUCACGCGCGGGCCGUGUCACACACUUCACCAUUGAGACGGCUGGUCGCCCCGCGGGGGAGUUUGACGUAGUAGUCACUGGACCACAGGGUGGUGCUGUACCUGUACGAUGCUAUCAGCAGAAAGACGGAAACUUGAUGGCCGAGUUUACACCUAACAACACUGGAGUGUACAAGAUUGACGUGCUGCAAGGGUCUCGGCCUGUGAGGGGCUCCCCCUACCAUUGUCAGGUGUUUGAUGCCACCAAGGUCAAGAUAGAGACUCUAGCUGCCAACAGUGUUUCUGUCAAUGAGAACAUCUCCUUCAAACUCCUGCGUAAGAACGCAGGAUUUGCAGAACUUGACGUGACUGUACGCAGUCCACUGGGACAAGACUUGCCACUGUCUGUACGCAGCAUCGGAGAGGAGACGGAUCUCAUUGAGCUGUGUCCAUCACUACCUGGCAACUACUGCUUCCACAUCACCUACGGUGGCGACAGCAUCCCUGACUCCCCGCUCACAUUCACCGUAGUGGAGAGUGGCGUUGCCCGGGCGUGGGGGCCAGGACUGUCACGCGCACUGCUAGACACAACGUCCAGGUUCAUGGUGGCUUGUAGCGGACUCUCGCCUCACGCUAAGCCUGACGUCACCAUGGAUGGGCCGGGCGACCAGUCAGUCAAAUGUCAGGUGACAAAGACUCAAAACAAUUGUGAGUAUGAAGUGACUUACACCCCGUCUAAGGUUGGUGUCUACGACAUCAGGAUAGCUUGCAAUGGAAAACCUAUUGCUGGUUCUCCAUUCCGAGCCUAUGUCGUCUGCGUGGAGAGGGUGAGGUUGAUAGGAGAUAUUCCCGGAGGUCGGCUGCCGUUGUCAGUCCACGUUCCUACCAGGCUGACCUUUGACGUCUCCCAGGCAGGACCAGGAGACCUUGUGGCAGAAUGCAAAGCACCUCAUAACUCUACUCUACCAGUCCCAAUAGAGUCGCCGACACCAGACAGACUACAGCUGUUGAUCACCCCCCGCACCCCCGGCCCACACACACUUCACCUUAGCUACGGGGGCUUCCCCCUCCCUCUCUCCCCCAUCCAGGCAUUGGCUGAGGGAGGCACUGGGGGAGUCAGGGUCAUCCUCACAGGCAAGGGCCUCGCGGGGGCCGUGUGCAACCAGCAGGCGGAGUUCACCAUCGACGGCUCACAGGCGGGGCCGGGCAUGCCCGAGGUGACAUUGACAGGGAUGAAGAACGACAUCAAAGUGACUCUGAUCUCUGUUGGGGACAAUGUGUACAAAGCCACAUACACCCCGACGCAGCCUGGCGCAUACCUGCUCAAUGUUAUGUGGUCGGACAGACAAGUGAAAGGUUGUCCACUCAAGGUAACAGUGACUGCUGUGUGUGAUGCAUCGAGAGUCGUCUGCUCAGGGGACGGCCUCGGCACAGGAACUGUUGGCAAAGACAUCAGGAGCUUCAUCGACACUCGGGCUGCAGGACCAGGAGAGUUGAGUGCUCACUGCGUUGGACCCCACAAGGUCGCAUACUGUGAACUCUACGACCACAGCGACGGAACAUUCACACUCAACGUCAAACCACAAGAGGCCGGUCGACAUACGCUCACUGUUAAAUAUGGAGGUGUGGAUGUGCCAGGCAGUCCGUUCACUCUGAGGGUGUCCGGAGCGCCAGACGCCAGCAAGGUAAGAGUCUACGGCCCCGGUGUGGAACAUGGAGUCUUGGCUACGUUCCAGUCUCGCUUCAUCUGUGACACGCGCGGCGCAGGUGCUGGCCAGCUCACCGUCAGAGUCAGAGGGCCAAAAGGUGCGUUCCGUGUGGAGAUGCAGCGAGAGUCGCAGAAAGACCGGACGAUUCUCUGCAAGUUUGACCCGACGGAGCCGGGUGACUACCGUGUCGAGGUUAAGUGGGCCGGGGAACAUGUCCCUGGUUCUCCGUUCGUAGUCAUGAUCUUCGAUACUCAAGAAGAGCUCAAUAGGUUUCUCUCUGGAAGUCAAUCUCCAGGGUCUGACCUGUAUGGGAGUGUCGCCUACAGUACGGGCUACGCUCACAUAACUCCAUAGUUUGUGCCAUCACCGACCUUCAUAUGCUGCUUCACAAGAUGCAUCUACCAAAUAGUUCAAAACAUAAAAGAUUAAAGUUUUCAAAGUUGA